AUGUAUCUAGAUGUCACAAGCCCCAUUACCAAAAUUAUCAACCUGUCCAUUUCUCAAAAUAUGUUCCCUAGCAUGUGGAAAUCAGCUGUUGUUGCUCCCAUUCUCAAAAGUGGAGACCCCCAUUCCAUGUCAAACUACAGACCCAUCAGUAUAUUGCCCACAGUGUCUAAGAUUGCAGAGAAACUGAUAGCAAAACAAAUUGUCAACCAUCUAAAUACCACACCCUAUGCUAUCCACCCUAUGCAGUUUGGCUUUAGAGCCAAUUAUUCCACCGAAACUGCUACUUGCUUUUUUACUGAAAACAUCAGAGCUUUGUUGGACCGAGACGACCCCAUUGAAGACGACCCCAUUGAAGACGACCCCAUUGAAGACGACCCCAUUGAAGACGACCCCAUUGAAGACGACCCCAUUGAAGACGACCCCAUUGAAGACGACCCCAUCUCUGAUCUGCAGAGCAGCGCUGUAAUGCAAGGACAAUUAGAAAGCUCAUCUGAAGGACCCUGGGAUGCAAUGUCUCCAAAGCUGUGGUGUGGUGAUGGUUUAAUGAAUUUGCAACUCUUUGGUUCAGGUGUGGACCUAGUUGAGCUUUGUCGAGGUAGUUCUGCACCUGUUCCUCUUGGCCAUUUGCCACCUAACUGUGGACACACUUCACCCACUCAUGGAGGUCUUGUUUAUGCUACACCCUAUGAUGGAUGUGGUGUUGCACAAAAGGGAGGGAAUUAUGUCAUGCAGAUGCUAUGGCAGGGAACACCUGUGGUCAUCUCUUGUCCCAUGACCUAGUCUGUUGUGACUGUCCAUGUCUGGAUAUCAGCCUCCUAGAUUUCUUUUCCACUUGCUUACUCUGGAAGCAAAGUCCAAUCACCCCCUGAUACACCAGCUGCAAUCAGUUCUUCCCCAUCUGUUCCUGCCAGCAAUGCCUCCGGGAUACCCUUAUUACUAUUACCACCAUUACUUUAAACCUCCAUCCCAAUUUUUCCCAUACCCUGGCAAACCAGGCACAAUUGUUAGACCAGCCUCUACAACACUAACCAAAAAGCCACAUCGUCCUUCUAUCCUCAUAUCUUUCAACCUAUCUCUGUUGAUGUCUGAAAUAAAGUCAAAUGUUAGG
Messenger RNA from Triplophysa rosa, 1108 nucleotides. RefSeq lists its product as uncharacterized. Bases 1 to 780 code for a protein of 259 amino acids. The record is from RefSeq and is a predicted model, not a curated record. The transcript has 5 exons. Lineage: Eukaryota; Metazoa; Chordata; Actinopteri; Cypriniformes; Nemacheilidae.